Messenger RNA from Acanthoscelides obtectus, 1368 nucleotides. The record is from the annotation of a GenBank genome assembly. Lineage: Eukaryota; Metazoa; Arthropoda; Insecta; Coleoptera; Chrysomelidae.
AUGCCUACAAGACAAAGUCAGGCAGAUUUUGAGCAGACUUUAAUAGAUACACUAAAAAGGAAGAAUGUUGCAGAAACUAUUACCAAUAUCAUUCUUGAAACAGUUACCUCUGCAUUGAACGAUAAAUUUAAAUAUUACGAUGAAAAAAUUGCACAGUUAGAAGCAGAAAUAGUAAAUUUAAAAACAAAUUUCAAUGAAUCUACUGGUAUGUCAAAAGAAGGUGGCCAAAAAACUAUGGAGCAAAAACUAGACAAUAUUCAACAACAUAUGAAGAGUAAUAAUUUGAGGCUGAUACAAAUUCCAGAGGCGGAAGGAGAAAUUCUUACUGACAAGCUUUACGAUAUUUUCACCAAUAAAAUGAAUGUGAAUAUUAACAAAUCGGAGAUAACUGCUGUCUAUAGGGUUGGUCGCCGUAACGAUACAAAACCUAGGCAUGUUUUGGUAUCGUUUACUGACAAUUCGAUUAAGAUGGCAACGUAUAAUAAGUUUGACAGAAGUACCAGGGGUGGAGGAGUAGGUUUGUAUAUAGAUAGUAAGUUGAAAUAUUCACAAAUUGAGGUUUCACAUAAUGUUGAACAACUUUGGGUCUCAGUUUCACUUAAAGGUAAAUCAUACGCAGAUGGAGUAGUAUAUCGACCACCACAUUUCAAUUAUAAAUAUUUUAUUGAUGAACUUGAAGAAUCUUUAUGUGUGGCUAUGCUCCGUGAGGACAAAGUGAUAUGCCUAGGAGACGUAAAUAUAAAUUUCCUCGACACUGAGGCUGCACCUACAAAUUAUAUGCUUGAAAUGUUAGAUUCUACAGGUAUAGAGCAAAUAGUAGAAGAAGCUACACAUAUUACUAAUACAUCGGCGACAUUAAUAGAUGUUAUUCUUUGCAACGAUCCUUUAAUGAUCGAAUCUAAGCACGUUGGCGGAUUAGAUUUAACAGAUCAUGAACUGAUUUCGUGUAAGGCACUACAAGAUAGACAAAAAAUUGAACCACUCUUUUACACUUAUCGGAGCUUUAGGAGUCUUGAAAUGGAUAAAUUGCAUGCUGAUUUGCAAAAUCUUCCCUUAAUUGACAUAUGUUACUUGUCAAAUAUUGACGAAAAGGUGAACCUGUUCAAUCAUUCAAUUCUAACUUUGUUUGACAAGCACAUUCCUUUGAAAACGUCCAAAAUCACUAAGCCUAAAGCUCCCUGGCUGAAGGAUGAUAUAAGGAAUUUGAUGCGUAGUAGGGAUGCAGCGAGGUCUAAGUAUAGAAAAAAUCCGAACGAUUCAAAUUGGAAUGCAUAUAAAAAACUAAAAACAAAACCAAUCAUGCUAUUCUACAUGAAAAAAGAAAGUAUUUUGAUAAAAUUGCUCAGAUCAUGCCUCGCAAGGGCUUAA